Ostrea edulis (European flat oyster) is the source of this 1789-nucleotide messenger RNA. RefSeq lists its product as uncharacterized. Gene Ontology annotation, cellular component: cytosol. The record is from RefSeq and is a predicted model, not a curated record. The transcript is spliced from 10 exons. Lineage: Eukaryota; Metazoa; Mollusca; Bivalvia; Ostreida; Ostreidae. The coding region runs from base 112 to 1188 and encodes 358 amino acids. Gene Ontology annotation, molecular function: L-galactose dehydrogenase activity.
AUAUUCAGCCCGCUACGCUCACGCGUGGAGUUUUCCCCUAGCUGGCCUCAAGAACAAUUCUGCAGUUAUCUUUAUCGUAGCUACAUGGUGAACUAACUGUAGAUAAGCGAAAUGGAGCCGGCUGAUAGGCUUCCAGAAACAUACAUAUCUGACUUCCAUGAUAAACAUGCCGUGUUGCGGAUGCCGGUUAAUCCUUUGGGGAAAACAGGCUUACAUGUUUCUAAGAUCAGCUUCGGUGCAUCAUCUUUAGGAAAUGUUUUUCGUUCGACCAAUCAAAACGAGUCUUUGGAAGUCGUUCGGGAAGCACUACAAAAUGGGAUUAACUACAUUGACGUGGCGCCAUGGUAUGGACAUGGCUUGGCAGAGGAGGUGUUAGGGAAGGCGUUGGAAGGAAUUCCUCGAAGUGCUUACUACAUGGCGACAAAAGUGGGUAGAUAUAAGCCGGAAGUGGACGAGAUGUUUGAUUUUUCAGCUGAGCGAACACUGCGGAGUGUGGACGAGAGUUUACAGAGACUGGGUUUAGAUUAUGUGGAUAUAAUCCAGGUCCAUGAUAUGGAGUUUGCACCAAAUCUAGAUAUUAUAAUAAACGAAACACUCCCAGCAUUGCAGAAGAUAAAACAGAGUGGAAAAGCGAGGUUCAUCGGCAUCACGGGUUAUCCUCUUGAAAACUUUAAAUCAGUGAUAGAAAGAAGCACAGUGAAAAUAGACACCAUUCUUACGUACUGCAGAGCCUGUAUCCAUGACAACAGCCUCCAGGAUUACAUUCCAUUUUUCCAAGAAAGAGGGGUUGGAGUGAUAAAUGCCUCUCCAAUAGCAAUGGGUCUCCUGUCAAAUCGAGGACCUCCAGAGUGGCAUCCCGCUAGAAAGGAAAUCAAAGAUGCAUGUGCGAAAGCAGCGGCGUUUUGCAGAGAUCAUAACUGCGAUAUAUCCAGACUAGCAAUGGAGCACACGCUGGGACUACCGGGAAUCGACACUACACUGUUUAGUACCGCGAGUUUGGAGAAUCUUAGAAAGAAUAUGACAGCAAUCAACUCUCCGCUUUCAACAGAGGAAGAAAUGGUUCUGAAGAACACAAUGAAAACAUUUAUGGACCCACUAACAUCUCACCAUUGGGAGGGGGUAGAGGUAGAUGAGUACAAGCGACAACUUAAAGGAAUAAACACCAGUGAAACAUUUAAAUUGGGAUAAAGCAGCUCAAACAUAACUCUUUGGAUUAAAAUCAGUUAUAUCAAGACAUUUUAUCAAUCCUGAAUUUGUCACUUACGACGUCCACAUGAAUUUGUCACUUACGACGUCCACAUGAAUUUGUCACUUACGACGUCCACAUGAAUUUGUCACUUACGACGUCCACAUGAAUUUGUCACUUACGACGUCCACAUGAAUUUGUCACUUACGACGUCCACAUGAAUUUGUCAUUUACGACGUCCACAUGAAUUUGUCAUUUACGACGUCCACAUGAAUUUGUCACUUACGACGUCCACAUGAAUUUGUCACUUACGACGUCCACAUGAAUUUGUCAUUUACAGGGGUAUUCUGGUUCUCUGAAUCAUUGUAAAAAAAAAAGCCACUACAAAUGCUUUAACUAUUGGUGUAAAUGAUAAGUGUUACAGUUCACAAUUGUAUAUUUUCAUAUAGAAAGUAUCAUUAUUUUCAUGUACACAUAAGUUAACAUUUGAUUAUCAACAAAUACUUCAAGAUUAGGAGUGUGAUGGGACUUUUCAAAAUACACAAGGACGUAACCGCAGUCAUAGAAAUCGUUCAUAUAAAACACCAAGUAUACACGCUGUUA